AUGUCGAUAGACGAAGAUGAAAUAUUAACCAUGGAUUCACGUGUAAUUCUUUCUGAUAAAAAUCAAAUGCCACGAUUGGGUCUUGGUACAUGGCGAAGUGAACCAGGAAAAGUCGAAAAUAUUGUUUUUGAAGCUAUAUUAAAUUGUGGUUAUCGUCAUAUUGAUUGUGCAUGGUUAUAUAAAAAUGAAAAUGAAGUUGGAAAUGGUAUACGUAAAGCUUUAGAACAAAGUCAAGGAAAAAUCAAACGUGAAGAUUUAUUCAUUACAACUAAAUUAUGGAAUCAACAUCAUCAACCUGAAGAUGUUGAAUGGGCUAUUCGUGAUAGUUUAAAAAACUUUCAAUUAGAUUAUAUUGAUCUUUAUCUAAUACAUUGGCCUGUUGCAUUUAAAAAUAUCAAGGAAAAUCAAUGGUCACAAAAUCAAGAUAAAACAAUUCGUUAUUAUGCUGAAGGCGUAACUAUAACUGAUACAUGGAAAGCAAUGGAAAAUUUAGUUGAUUUUAAAUUAGUACGUUCAAUAGGUUUAUCAAAUUUUAAACAAUCAGAAAUAGAUGAAAUUAUUAAUAUAGCUCGGAUUAAACCAGUUGUUAAUCAAAUUGAACUUCAUCCAUAUUUAAAUCAACAAGAAUUACGUUUAUAUGCAAAAAAAGUCAAUAUUAUUUUAACAAGUUAUUGUCCAUUAGCAAAUUUAAAACGACCAAAUGAACGUGAAGAAGAAACAUCACCAUUAUAUAAUCCAAUUAUUGAUAAAAUAGCUAAAUCGAAAAAUCGAACAUAA
This is a messenger RNA of Rotaria sordida, 777 nucleotides long. The record is from the annotation of a GenBank genome assembly. Lineage: Eukaryota; Metazoa; Rotifera; Eurotatoria; Philodinida; Philodinidae.